Messenger RNA from Macrosteles quadrilineatus (aster leafhopper), 2520 nucleotides. RefSeq lists its product as uncharacterized. The transcript has a single exon. The record is from RefSeq and is a predicted model, not a curated record. Gene Ontology annotation, molecular function: nucleic acid binding. NCBI's taxonomy places the organism in Eukaryota, Metazoa, Arthropoda, Insecta, Hemiptera, Cicadellidae. The coding region runs from base 1 to 2520 and encodes 839 amino acids. Gene Ontology annotation, biological process: DNA integration.
AUGUUGGAUAAAGGUGUUAUCGUGAGAGUAGACACUCCGACUGACUGGUGUUCACCUCUUGUCAUUGUCCCUAAAAAGGACAAUUCAAUAAGACUUUGCGUAGAUUUUACUAAACUUAAUGAGAGUGUUAAACGAGAACUAUAUCCUGUGCCCUCUGUAGACUACACUCUGGGACAAUUAGAUGGUGCUAAGGUGUUCUCGAAACUAGAUGCUAACUCGGGUUAUUGGCAAAUACCCAUAACAGAAGAAGCUUCAUAUUUGACUACUUUCAUCACACCUUUUGGAAGGUUCAGAUUUUUACGACUUCCUUUCGGGAUUUCCACUGGUUCAGAAGUAUUCCAGCGUCAAAUGUCUGAAUCACUUGAAGGCCUUCAAGGUGUUGUUUGCCAUUUCGAUGACAUAACUAUAUACGGGAAAGAUAUGGAAGAACAUGACAAAAAUUUACAUCGUGUUUUGUGUAGGCUCCAGGAAAAGGGCUGGACACUUAAUAGAUCAAAAUGUGUGUUCCGGCAUGACAGUAUCAGUUUACUAGGCCACCUUGUAACUAAAAAUGGUAUUAAGCCAGAUCCCUCUCGUGUUGAGGCUAUCCAAAAACUCAAGACGCCAACUAAUGUUAAAGAACUAAGGAGAAUUCUAGGUGUUGUCAAUUACGUAGCCAAGUUUAUUCGUAAUUUGUCGACCAUAGUUCAUCCACUACAUGCUUUACUGCAAAGAAAUACAGAAUUUGUUUGGGGGCCUGAUCAAGACCAAGCUUUGGAAAAGAUUAAACUGUCAUUGAUGUCCGAACCGUGUCUCGCUUUAUACAGCAUUUCUAAAGAAACCUUCCUCUCAGCGAAUUCCUCGUCAUACGGUAUUGGAGUUACACUACUUCAGCUUCAAGAAGAUGGAACUAAACGUCCGGUGGCCUAUGCUUCUAGAAGUUUGUCAUCAGCCGAACGUAAUUGGGCUCAAAUAGAAAAAGAAGCUCUAGCGAUUGCUUGGGGGUGUGAACGGUUUGAACACCUCAUUUUAGGGUUGCAUUUGCAUAUUGAGACAGACCAUAAGCCCUUGCUCUCCAUAUUCAAGAUAAAAGACUUGGACAAUAUUACUCCCAGGCUUCAGAGAAUACGACUCCGACUAAUGAGAUAUACGUAUGACAUUACCUACACGCCCGGUAAACAGUUGAUUUUGGCUGAUGCACUGUCUCGAGACACAGAGAACUCUGAAGAGGAAUGGGAACUUACAGAGGAAAUCCUUGCUUAUAUACAAAACAUUGACACUACUCUACCAUCAGUUUCGGAUGAAAGGUUGCGAGAAAUAAAUCAAGAAACUAUGAAGGAUGAAACUCUAAAACAUGUGUCACAGUAUUGUGUGAAAGGUUGGCCAGAAAAAUCUAAGAUUCCAGAGGAUGUAUUGCCCUACUGGUAUCAUAGAGAAGAUAUAAGUGAGCAAAAUGGUAUACUUCUCUUUGGAAGUCGUAUUAUAAUACCAAAUUCUCUAAGAGCUAAUGUACUAAGAAGUAUUCAUGAAGGACAUCAAGGCAUAACAAAAUGUAGAUCUUUUGCAAAAUUGACUGUGUGGUGGCCUCGUCUUUCUCAACAAAUCAAAGAACUAGUAGAAAAUUGCAAGACAUGUGCAGAAAAUCGCGCUACGAGAGCAGAGCCGCUGAUACCAACCCCUUAUCCGGAUAGACCUUGGCAAAUAGUGGGUGCCGAUUUGCUGAAGUGCAAAGGUCACUGGUAUCUCUUAAUCUCAGACUAUUAUUCCAGGUUUAUGGAGAUUGCUAGACUAAAUGACUUAAAAAUGGGCACUAUUGUGACAUAUACAAAGUCCAUCUUCGCACGUCAUGGUGUACCUGAGACAGUGAGAGCAGACUGUGGUUCUCAAUUUGACUGCUGUCAAUUCAAACAACUUGGUCGUGAUUAUGGAUUUAAAUUGAUUACAUCAAGCCCAAAAUUUCCACAAAGCAACGGCUUCAUAGAAGCGCAAGUAAAAAACUUUAAGUACCACUUAGAAAAAAGUGAUGAUCCCUACAAAAUGCUACUUAUGUUAAGAGCAACCCCUCUGGAAAAUGGGAAAAGUCCAGCGGAAUUACUUUUCGGGAGAAGGAUCCGCACUUAUGUUCCGAUAAUGUCUGAUCAACUAAUACCCUAUCUGGUAGACACUGAAAAGUUAAGGGAAAAGGAAGAAGCAAGAAUUGAUCGUCAAAAGAUUUAUUUUGACAAAAGACAUAGAGCCACAGAAUUGCCUACUCUACCUGAUGGAGCUCAAGUCCAUAUAAAGGACAGGAAUCAAGAAGGAACUAUAUUAAACAAACAUCCUGCACCUCGAUCCUAUAUAAUUCAAACGCAAGAUGGUUGUUUGCGGAGGAACAGAAGAUCACUGCAAAGAUUUAGCACUACUAUGCCUUCUGAUCAACCAGCACUGCAGACCAGUCCCUCAGAAAACCUGAGAAGAUCAGAACCAUCGCAGACAAAUCCUUUAGCGAAUCUAAGAAGAUCAACAAGACAAUUCAAACCUACCCGGAGGUUCGAUCUUUAA